UGGCAAUGGUCGAAUACGUCGUUUUCCAGCGACUCGACGAUGGUCGAAUACGCCAUUUUCCGGCGGUUUGAUUGAUUGAUUGAUUUGUGUUAAUCUGCUUAAUUAAUGGAAUUGCGCAUGUCGUGGGCGGGAAGUAUCCAUUGGUACUGUUGUAGUAUCCAGAUGACUUAUACCCUGGUUCAAAUCCCCCGUAGUAAAAGACCCCGAGAUUACAAAAUGGUGAUCGUAAACACGUUGUGGAGUGUUUACGAUUAUUUCUAAGCAGAAAAAGGCUUAUCUUGACAGAUUACCGAGUAAUUGACCGCAUAAAACCAAAGUCACAAGUACUUAUGACAUGUCUUUUACAGAUCGGUUGCCUAUACAAAGCUGAUUUGUGCAGUUUUAAAAGGAAAUUUGUAUGUAUUCAUAGUUUCAAUCAUGGCAUAUAGUGUUGAUGGUGGUGUGGUAUUGCAAGCCCUGACGAAUGCUUGCAGUCAAGAUCCUAGCUUGCUCAAGACGGCAGAGGGACAACUGAAAGAAUUAGAGACACAUCCAGGAUUUUAUAAUAUUUUAUUGACCAUAUACAGAAAUCAUGUGGUUAAUCCAAACGUGAGGUGGCUGGCGGUUGUCUGCCUAAAAAAUGGUGUGGAUAAGUACUGGAGAAAAUCUGCUCCCAAUGCAUUGUCUGACGAAGAAAAGGAGGAAAUACGAAAACAAUUGUUGUUAUCAUUCAAUGAACCAGUUUCACAGAUUGCAUCCCAAUUAGCUGUUCUGAUAUCAAAAGUUGCCAGGCUUGAGUCAAAGUCUUGGACUGCAUUAAUGCCAGCUCUCUCAGAGGGUCUUCAGAAUACUGAUGCAAUGUAUCGCCUGAGAUCUCUACUUAUCUUUCAACAUGUGGUGAAGAUGAUGGCUUCAAAAAAACUAAGUGUUGACAAAGAAAAUUUUAGAGAGUUGGCAUCAAAUACAUUUGACUUCAUGUUCACAUUGUGGAAUAGUUACAUGGUAAAUUAUUUUGAGCAAAUCCAAGCGCAGAGUGAAAGUAUUCAUGAAGCACAGGAGGCCAGCAUGCUAUCAUCCAAAGUUUUGAGGAAAUUCAUGGUACAUGGAUUCAGAGAAUUUGCUCCAAAUUCGCAACCUAUGUCAUUUUUAAAAAAGUGUUUGGAUGCAUCCAGGCAAUUGCUCAAUAUAAGACAACAGUUGCUAUCUAAUCAACAAAUCUCGUCAUUGCUUGAGAAACUGAUUGCUUGUCUUGUUAAAGUGGUCCUUGGUACUCAAGAAUAUCAUCGAUUAUCGUGCAUACCUUUGCUACAAGACAUGCUUGAAUUUUCAGCAUUUUAUGUUUUCACAAAACGUGGAACAACUUUGGUUUUCGAGAAGUUAAUCAUUUACUGUUGUAACCUCAUGACAAAUAUCACAAAAUGCGAGACAUAUAAGCCGCCGGACAAAACAAAAGAUGCGGUUGAUCAAAUAAUCUUAAAAGCACAUCAGAUUCAGAAAUCGUUUUUCACGCAAGCUGUGCUUGAUGAAAUUAUAAAAACUUUGGUUUCCCAUUAUUUCGUGCUGACUCGUGAGGAUUUGGAAACCUGGGAUUCAGACCCGGAAGAAUUUGACAAUGAAGAAGUUGGUGAAUCAUGGCGCUAUCAGUUACGGCCAAGUACUGAGAAGCUGCUUCUUUCAUUGUUCAGAGAGUUUCGCCCUUUGGUGACACCAGUCAUUGUCAAUAUCAUAACGUCUGUUCAGAGCUUACCAGAGAGCGAUGAUCUUGGCAUUUUGAUGCAAAAAGAAGCAGUUUACAACGUCGCUGGUUUGUGUUCGUACGAUCUCUUUGAAGAAAUCAACUUUGAAGAAUGGUUUUCGCAGGGUUUGGUGAAAGAACUGCAAAACAAAUCCACCGGCUACAGGAUAAUUCGCCGAAGGGUGAUCUGGCUCAUAGGACAAUGGAUAAACGUAAAGCUAUCGCCUCCAUAUCGACCAAUGUUGUAUGAGAUUAUCGUCAGCCUUAUGUCAGAGUCUGAAGAUUUAGUGGUGAGACUGAAUACAUCAAAAACAUUGCGAUCUGCUGUCGAUGAUUUCGAAUUCAGAACGGAAGAUUUUUUGCCCUAUCUCGAAGCAUGCGUUUCUCAGCUGUUUAAACUCCUUUGUGAUGUCAAAGAAUGCGACACUAAGAUGCAUAUCCUGUUUGUUAUGUCGAUGGUUAUUGAAAGAGUCGGGCCGAAGAUCAAGCCAUACGUCGCAUCUUUGGCUGGUUAUCUUCCAAAGCUUUGGAUCGAAUCUGAAGAACACAACAUGUUACGAUGUUCCAUUCUUAAUACUCUCACUUUCAUAGUCAAAGGACUUGGUUCCGAAUCCGUCCAUCUCUAUUCCUUCUUAACACCUGUUAUCCAGCUUAGUACCGAUGUUAGUCAGCCACCUCACGUUUACUUGUUGGAAGAUGGAUUGGAGCUCUGGUCAAGUACUCUAAAAUGUGCUGCUUUGAUGACGCCAGAACUUCUGCAUCUUUUCCACAAUAUGAAGGAACUUUUAGAGCUAAGUUCAGAGAACCUAAGAACAAGUUUUUCAAUUGUCGAGUCUUAUAUACUGCUUGGAGGACUGGAGUUUCUUCAGGCCUGGGGUCAGCUUGUUGUCACCACAUGCAGUAAUUUACUUGGAAAUCUCAAACCUGAAGGGAAUUUGAUUUUGGCCAGAAUCAUCGAAGUCGUAUUUCGCAUGUUUCCUUCGGAAGGACCAAGGUUGUUUGAACCAGUGUUGCCGAAGAUUUUCCAGGCAGUUGUUGAUGGCCAGGAGUACGGUCCAUUACUGGCCAUCUACAUAUCUUUAUUUGCCAUUAUCUUGCUGAAGAACAAACCGUAUUUUGACACCUUUAUUCAAAUGGUCGCCGAGCAAUGUGGAAAAACGGUCAACGAAUUGUUAGCAGCAUUUGUGGAUUCUUGGCUUGAAAGGAUGGAUUCGAUAACCAAAACAGAGCGAAGGAAACUCGCAACGAUGGCCUUGUGUUCGCUUCUUCCCUUGAAACAAGAACCUGUGCACAGUCGUUUUGCCGUUAUUGUUGAGAUUACUGUCGAUGUUUUAAACGAAUUGAAUAAGGGAGACAGCUACCCUUCAGACUUUUUGCUCAUCAAUCCAGAUGAUGACGAAGACGAGGAGGAUUUUGAUUCCCAAGAACACCUGCGGCGUAAGGAGUUGAACACCAAGGACCCGGUGUUCACGGUGAAACUAACGAAAUUCGUUGGAGAGAUUUUGCAACAAUGUCAACAAGUCUUUGGUGAACAGAAUUUUCAAAUCAUGAUGGCGUCUGUUGAAAGCUCUGUGGUGAACGAGUUACAAUCCUUUUAUAACUCUGAAAGGUGACAAAUAAAGAAAACAUUUCAGUACAAGAUGACAUCGCACUCUGUGCACCUGGAAGCAGCCGGGCGAAUUUAGAAAUCCAUGUUGGUCGUGGUGUAAAUACUUUCAUCAGAAGUCAAAGUCCCAGAGCUUUUCUGAACUGCUUUUCAGAUGCUAUCUGGAACAAAGUGGUGAUGUAUAUCCGUAGUAAUUUUUUGCUGUAUUGUAGCAUGAGGGUUGGAUGUACUUAUCAACGAUAUAAUACUUCACGCAUCAGUUGGAGAAUGAGUAAUUCUGUGAUGUUUACACGACGCUUCAGAUACGGUUAAAGCUGCAUUAUCAUCAAUGGCUAACUCGCAUCUUUGCGAAGAAUUGUACAGAAAAAUACUGGCUUCUUUCUUCUUCGGAGGCAGGACAGACGUUUGUGACGUGAUCAAUUUUAAUUAGUUACGUAAUAAACGAAUGGAAGUUACUGUAAUUAUUGUAAUUACAAUCAAGUGACGUGAUGAAAUGACGUUUUUAACAGCGGCAGUGAAGGGGAACUAAAUGUUUUUGUGGA
Molecule: messenger RNA, 3862 nt
Organism: Dendronephthya gigantea
Lineage: Eukaryota; Metazoa; Cnidaria; Anthozoa; Malacalcyonacea; Nephtheidae
Product: importin-11-like
Exons: 35
Coding region: 418-3327 (969 amino acids)
Biological process (GO): protein import into nucleus
Cellular component (GO): cytosol; nuclear envelope
Molecular function (GO): small GTPase binding
Source: RefSeq, a predicted model, not a curated record